Messenger RNA from Rhododendron vialii, 2581 nucleotides. Its product is annotated as UDP-glycosyltransferase 88A1-like. Lineage: Eukaryota; Viridiplantae; Streptophyta; Magnoliopsida; Ericales; Ericaceae. The record is from RefSeq and is a predicted model, not a curated record. The transcript has a single exon. Bases 993 to 2417 code for a protein of 474 amino acids. Gene Ontology annotation, molecular function: UDP-glycosyltransferase activity.
AGAUUAAGAUGAAAUUUAAAUGGAUGGUAAUAACAGGCAUUUUUUUGUCCUAUACUAUCUGUUGUUAUUUCUUGUUCAACAUCCUCUUAUUAUUCCAGUGCGUUGUUGGGUUAAGGGUGUGAUCUUUCUCAAAGACGGAACCAGGAUUUUACCCUAGCAGUGACGAAAUAUAUACUAAAAACAUCUAGUGGUGGCGAGACUAUAUAAAUUGUGUAUAUAUUUUUUUUUUACAUAUAAUAAUUGUAUUUUCUAAAAUUUUUGUCGUGGCGGUCGCCGCCACUAACCGCCCGAUCCCAUCCUUGAGCUUUCUGCCAGGACAUGUCGAAUCUAGGUACCACUGUUGGGUCUAUUAGCUUUUGCUUACAGGUAGUAAUUCUUAUCGGAAAUUCCUCAAGUCAGCGAUCCAGUUUUUUCACCUUUUCUCCCCACAAUGUGUAUUUGAUGGAUACAGCCACUGAGGUUGAUGAUUACUACUAUUUGGUUUUAUUCUAAUUUUAACCUCUUCCACUCCUUGUUGGAUGCCGUGUGAUUCCAUUGCUUGUUGCUUGAAAACAAAAAUGCUGGGAGCCACCCUCAACAUUUAGAAUUUAAAGAUGGUUCGUGGAAACCCACUGUCUAUUACCCAGAAAGAUACUGACUUACAGACAUGAACAAAUACAUAGGACAAGAAAUAUUUUGAUGUUUUUGUUGGUUCACCAACUACUGUACCUAUCCUCGUCGAGAAUAAAUUUUUUACAUCGCCGGUGUAAAUAUUUGUUUCCUUCAAAUCAAGUGCAUUACGACAUGUGUCAAAACAAUGAUCCCAAUUAAUAAAAUAUGGCGAUGUGGCGCAAUGUAAUUGAUUUGAAAGAAACAAAUAUUUACACCGACGGUGUAAAAAAUUUAAUCUCAUCCUCAUAUAUGGUCUUCCUUAUCGUCUCAAUACAAGUAAACUGAGCGUACACGGCACCCCUCUCUCUCUCUCAAAAAAAAAAAAAAAAAAAAACAGAGUCAUGGAGGAUGCCAUAGUUCUAUACCCUUCUCCGGCUAUCGGCCACCUUAUAUCCAUGGUAGAGCUGGGAAAGUUCAUACUCACCCACUACCCAUCUUUCUCUAUCAAGAUCCUCAUCACUCCCCCUCCAUACAAUGCUGGCUCCACUGGUCCUUACAUCAACCGUGUCUCUGCAACAACCAGUUCCAUCACCUUCCACCACCUCUCCCCCAUCUCUCUCCCUCUCAACAUCUCUUCUCACCACCAUGAAACCCUAGCCUUCGAACUCCUCCGCCUCAACAACCCAAACGUCCACCAUGCGAUCGCAUCCAUCUCUAACACAUGCACAGUCCGUGCACUUAUAAUGGACUUCUUUUGCUACCCGGCUCUCUCUGUUGGCGCGGAUUUGAAAAUCCCCGCGUACUUCUUUUUCACUUCUGGUGCUGCUUCUCUUGGUGCCUUUUUUUACAUGCCUUUCCUACAUCGAAGCACCAACAAAAGUUUCAAAGAUCUCAACUCUGAUCUUGACAUCCCCGGCCUGCCGCCGAUCCCAUCUGCUGACAUGGCAAAGCCAAUACUUGAACGGAAUGAGAAAGUCUACGAGGACUUUUUGGAUGCGUCAAUUCAACUCCCAAAAUCCGCUGGGAUCAUUGUGAACACAUUUGAAUCGCUUGAGCCAAGAGCCAUGAAAGCAAUAUCGGAAGGUCAUUGUGUGACGGAUGAACCUACACCGCCAGUUCAUUGCAUCGGACCGCUGAUUGCCGCUGACAAUCGGUCUGGCAGUGAUGAUGGAGGCUCAAACGGGUGUUUAACUUGGUUAAAUUCGCAACCGAGUCGAAGUGUUGUGUUUCUUUGUUUUGGUAGCCUGGGGUUAUUUUCACAAGAGCAGUUGAAGGAGAUUGCUGUAGGAUUGGAAAGAAGUGGACAGAGAUUCCUAUGGGUGGUGAGGAGUCCGCCAUCGAAGGACCAAAGCAAGCGAUUCCUGGCACCGCCCGAGCCUGAUUUGGAUCUUUUACUCCCCAAAGGUUUCUUGGACAGGACGAAAGACAGGGGGCUUGUGGUGAAGUCAUGGGCUCCCCAGGUGGUGGUUCUAAAUCAUGGCUCAGUGGGUGGAUUUGUGACUCAUUGCGGUUGGAACUCGACAUUGGAAGCGGUGUGCGCAGGGGUGCCGAUGGUGGCAUGGCCGCUCUAUGCAGAGCAGAGGUUCAACAGGGUGGUUAUGGUGGAGGAGAUGAACUUGGCUUUGCCAAUGAAGGAGUCGGAAGACGGGUUUGUGAGAGCAGAAGAGGUGGAGAAGCGAGUUUGUGACUUGAUGGACUCUGAAGAAGGAAACUCGGUGAGGAUACAGGUGUUGAAAAUGAAGGCCGCCGCUGAGGCGGCAAUGAGUGAGGGCGGGUCAUCUCGAGUUGCCCUGUCCAAAUUGGUUGAGUCAUGGACUCAAGGCUGAGACAAAAUUCACGAGAAAAUAAGUUGUAGCUUUGCGGUGCUAGCUACACAACAGAUCAAUAAAGUUGCUAUUAGAUAUGUCACAUGCUAGCUUGUUGAGGGUUGGCUGGAGCCCCUGUACUAAAUGUAUUGUGAAGAAAUUCAAUUAUCGUGAAGGUUUUAAAA